GUAUUUUCAGGAUUCAAAACAGAUACUACCUUGAUUUUCUUAAUGUCUGUUGUCUAUCAGAUUAUAGACCCAGUUGAACAAAGAUAUAUGGACGAAGAGGCACGUGCACAAGAAACACGAAAUCUACUACAUUGCAUAGUGGAAUAUCGAACUGCUGCAGAAUCUCUUCCAGCUAGUGAGAAAGAUAAUGUCGUCAGUGAGUGCAAUCAAGCAGAGCAGUGGCUUAGAGAAAAGUCCCAACAACAGGAUGCAUUGCCCAAAAAUGCCAAUCCAGUACUGUGGUCAAGUGAUAUCAAGAGAAAAGCUGAGAUUCUUGACGCGUUUUGCAAGCGUAUGCUGAGGUCCUCCAAAUGGUCGCCACCAUCAAAUGCUGACACGGACACAGACAUAGACUCACACUGAAUAAGUAAAAAUGGGGAUGAUACAGCUGACACCACAAACUGAGAGUGAGUUUGAGACCUUUAGAAGCCAUUUUGCUUACUGCUCGUCAGCUUGUGCGCUAUUUUGUCUUUCCACAAAGUUUAACUCUCUCUGGGGCGUCACGUCUACAAAUUGUCUUUUGCUGGUAGGUAUGAUCUUGCUGUCAUUUAUGCAGAUUUUUGGGUUCUAGUGACCAAAUUGCCCUCGUUCCCUCCUUUUAAAUUCUGUUUUGAUAUAACCAUUCACAUAGCUUCUCUGUACCUGUUUUAUUCAUCUU
Cuscuta campestris is the source of this 697-nucleotide messenger RNA. Lineage: Eukaryota; Viridiplantae; Streptophyta; Magnoliopsida; Solanales; Convolvulaceae. The record is from the annotation of a GenBank genome assembly.